Molecule: messenger RNA, 1077 nt
Organism: Camponotus floridanus (Florida carpenter ant)
Lineage: Eukaryota; Metazoa; Arthropoda; Insecta; Hymenoptera; Formicidae
Product: valacyclovir hydrolase
Exons: 5
Coding region: 73-966 (297 amino acids)
Source: RefSeq, a predicted model, not a curated record
AAACGAUAAAAUUGAUGUACAUAUACUGCUUUUAGCGACAUACCGCGGCUCAUUCGUAACUGCCAAUGACUCAUGAAUUGUACAAUGUGGACAAACAUGUGUUUAGUCAAUACAUGCAGAAUGAUAGAGUCCAGAGGUAUGGCUCUGUCCAUUCGACAAUUGUCAACGAUGGCGAAUAAAACUCAUGAGAUUGAGGAACGAAAAAUCAAAGUAGACGGCACGGAAAUAAAUUAUGCCAGAGUCGGCAGAGGUAAUCAUCCGAUAUUAUUAUUACCUGGCGCACUAGGAACGAUAUGGACUGAUUUUAAGCCGCAAAUCGAAAAUCUAAACGCGGACAAGCUGACCAUAGUGGCGUGGGAUCCACCCGGUUAUGGAAAGUCGCGACCACCCGAUAGGACUUUCCCGGAUAAUUUUUUUCAGCGUGAUGCUUCAUGGGCUCACAAUCUGAUGCAGACUCUGGGUUAUUCGAAAUUUUCUUUGAUCGGUUGGAGCGAUGGAGGAAUCACAUCGCUUCUGCUUGCCUCAACAUAUCCCGAGAGUAUUUCUAAGAUAAUAGUUUUUGGUGCGAACGCUUAUAUACAUCCGGACGAGAUAAAAAUAUAUGAAAGCAUCAGAGACAUCAACAAGUGGUCGGAAAGAAUGAGGACACCUAUGAUACAAGUUUAUGGUGAAGAUUAUUUCAGAAAGACUUGGUCGGAUUGGAUAGAUGCUAUGUUACGAUUGUAUAAAAAGCAAAAUGGUAACUUGUGCAAAGAAAUUUUAUCGAAAAUAAAGUGUCCGACAUUGAUUAUUCACGGAGCUAAAGAUGCAAUGGUCUUACCAGAACAUCCGACGUAUCUAAAGCAAAAUAUCGCCAAUUCAAACGUGCAUAUUUUAGAAAAGGGCGGACAUAAUCUUCAUUUAAGAUAUUUUGAAGAAUUCAAUAAUUUGGUGACGGAUUUCUUGCUGGAACAAUCGAAAAUAUAAUAAAUUUGUUGUAAUAUUAGUAAUAUAUUUUUAUGUAUUAUAUAUAUAUAGUGAUAGAGAUUUAUACAUUUUAUAUAACCUUUAUGAGAAACAGAGCAGUUUAUUAUUUUA